Messenger RNA from Ipomoea triloba (trilobed morning glory), 2342 nucleotides. RefSeq lists its product as uncharacterized. Lineage: Eukaryota; Viridiplantae; Streptophyta; Magnoliopsida; Solanales; Convolvulaceae. Bases 119 to 2155 code for a protein of 678 amino acids. The transcript has 2 exons. The record is from RefSeq and is a predicted model, not a curated record.
CUCUCUUCUCAAAUUCUCUCAUCCGUUAGAGGCUUUCAAGCUUCGAGUUUUCAACAUCCCUUCACUUCUCCCUACUGUAAUUUUCCCAUUUCUCCCUUCUUUGGAAGGAAUAAGAAAAAUGGGUACUUGUUUUAGCAAGAAGAGCGCUUCUUCUUCUAGUUCUGUUUCUGCUCCUGCAGUUUCGCAGUCUACAAUUCCUUCGAAACCCAAGCAAGAAACCAAAUCCCUAAAUUCAAAUCCUCCUCCCCUGGUGAAGAAAUCUGAAGAGGGGACUGUGAAGAAGGAGAUUUUCGUCAUUAAACACCGGAAGAGCCACGAGGUGGACCGGGAAGAAAAGGGUGAUUCCAAGAAGACUGCUGAGGUUUCUGAGCCGGUAAGGAGCGGUGGAAUUAGCAGUGGGUCGGGUAAGGAGGACGGGAUAGUGGUAUCAGCUCCGGUGAGGACUUCGAGCUGUACUAAAGAAGAGGUGGACGCUAUAUUGAUCCAAUGUGGGAGGCUUAGCCGCAGCUCUUCUACUGGAAAGGCUGCCUUUUCAGGCUCCAUUGGAUCUUCUACCAAGAAAUACUCUGGUUCUAAGAGGAGUUACGAUUUCGACAAUGAAAAUGGAGGGGAAAACCCGGAGGAGGAGAAUGUUGAAGGGGAAACAGAGAGGCUCCACAGGCACAGACAACGACAGCGUCAGCCGAGGGGGAGCGCUAGCCCUUCUUCGUCGUCCCGAAGAAGGACUCCCAGUAGGGAAAGAGAGCAGGCAACACAACAGCAGCAGCAGAGAUCUGGGAGCAGAGAAAGAGGUAGCAGUAAUGGAGGUGGGAGAAGGGUGAGCAGAUCUCCUGGGAGAAGAUCUGAAUCACCCAUAACAGUUGCUUCUGGGAAUGGCAAUGGGAGGCCUGGAAAGAUGGUUUCUGUGCCUGCCACUGUUUCAUCUCUGGCAAUGGAUAAGAGCAUUGAUGCUGGUGAGCCCAUUUCAGCUUCAGCUGUCAAGAGGAUUCAGGUGAAGAGAAAUGUGGGUAUGGGUGGUGCUGACGGUUCAAGAACCGCUGCAUCUCCCCGUGCCCGCUCCCCUGCCAGAACUUCUGCAAGGGUUUCGAAUGAGAACCAGCCCGUAUCCCUUAGCCGAAGCAAUUCUAGGAAAGCCGAACACUCUCCUUACAGAAGAAACCCUCUGAGUGAGAUUGACACCAAUGUUGUCAUUGAACCAGGAACUAAGCCUGCCAAAAACACCACUCUCUCUCAGGUGCAGAAGAUGAAUGGUGAUAAUAUAAGCAAUGGGAAAGUGCAAGGAACUGGUAACAAGGUUAGCUGCAAGGAGCAGCAGGUGAUAAUGGAGGAGGCUAAAGCAGUCCAAGCACUUGGUGGGAAUGUUGCAGUGAAUGUUGUUGUUCCAGGGUCUGAAAGCCUUAAACCUCAGGGAGUAACAAGAAGCAGGUCGUCUAGGUUGUCGCGUGACUUAGACAUUAACCCCGAAGCUCUAUUGAACUCGAAUUCCAACCAAAACUACACAGCAUUAUUGCUAGAAGACAUCCAAAACUUUCACCAAAAGAACACCCCUAACGCGCCAGCUUUUAGCCUCCCGGCUUGUGUCACCAAGGCCUGCUCGAUUCUUGAGGCCGUGGCUGACCUCAACUCCACCACUAGCUCCAAUCUCACCAAUGCUUUCUCCGAGGACAGAAGAAGAAACUUCACAUCGGAGCAGUUUGUCAAGAAUGAUAAUGGAGUAAACCCUCCUGGAAAGAAGAGGUCGGGGGCGAAAGAUCCAUUCAUGGAGUCUGAGGUAGCUGUAGGUGAUGAUUUAAUGGAGCCUAGCAUUCACAAGUAUGUCACCAUGAGACGGGGAAAUGUCGAAGGGGGUGACACCGAAGAUCAAGAAUCCUCGGGAAGCAACAGUUUUGUGAGCGGUCAGCCUCAUUGGCUUUCGCCUGCCUCCUGGGAACCAAAUUCUGGUGACUCAACUUCAAGGUCUUAUUACAGCAGGGAUGAUAACCGGAGCCCACUAGGCUUUCAGAGGAAUGCUGUUUCCGAGCCAAGCCAUGAAAUGGAUGAAGGUAAGAGGAGGUUGGCUGCAAAAAAGCGGGAUCUUGAGAACCAGCAAACUGGAAUAGGGCAUGGCAAAGUUGGAUCCAGAGGCCUCCAUGUAUCACCUAUGGCCACAAGUUGAGCAUAGCAACUAUAAUCUAUUAGAGUUUUAGCUGUGCUUUGGUUUGAGAAUAUAUUUGUGUUUGUGCUUUGCAAACUUGCAACUCAGGUUGCUCUUUCAAGGGAUUGGUUAGGUAGAAUCAGUUAUUGUUCUUUGUAUAACUGGAAGUCAAUGAACAUGUCAGUUUCAGCCAUAUUUUCUUUUUUAA